This is a messenger RNA of Seminavis robusta, 1089 nucleotides long. NCBI's taxonomy places the organism in Eukaryota, Bacillariophyta, Bacillariophyceae, Naviculales, Naviculaceae. The record is from the annotation of a GenBank genome assembly.
GCUUGCUUCGACGCUUCGACUACAACCGUAUUGUACUCGUAUAGUCUUGGUCUGAGCUUCUCUCCAUCCAUUCAACUUACUAGUAGUCUAUGUUGAGCAGCCAGCUAGUAUAGUUGGCUCUUGCAAUAUCAAUAAGUGAGGGUGCAUUGAAACAGUAGAAAUCAUGGGCUGGUUUGAACAAAAGGAAUUUGCGCACUUUGGCGAGCAUCUCGCGGGCACGUUGUUUUACGGUGCCAUUGGCGGAUCCAUGCUGGCAUUGACGUAUGUUCGUCUGAAAGCCCUUGCCAUUCCAACGUCACGUAGUGGUGGCAAUGACAGCACCAGUACAAGUAUUAAUAGUACCAGCAGAAGUAUCUAUGCUACCUUUGCCGACCGUCAUAUUCCGGAACGGUCGUUUGCCGUGCUAAAAGCAGGGGGGCUCUUUUUGAUGACAGCCUCAUUGGGUGGUUUUGUGGCGCAAAUGAUUGGAUCGACUUACUUUUUUGGAACUCCCUUUGCGCCUGGUCCUCUGGUCAAUGAAUUCCACUUCAUGUGCUACUUUCCCAUUGGAUUUGCCGCCUACUGGGAAUCCCGCCACAGAUUGCCACUCGAUUCCGCCCGGACCGUCUUGGCAUUGAUGCUCCUGAUGGAUGGUAUUUUGGUGAUUGAACGAUGCGAGCAUCGAGAACGAAAUGUGUUUCGCAAAAUGCACAUGAUUUGGGCUGGUCUCAUCCUUUCCAUUUCCAUUGUCACGGGAUACUCGGUCCGAAACCCCACCAAUGUCCCUGCGUAUGUCACGGGAUGGGCACUUUUUGUCGUCAUGGCCAUCUGGACGUUGUUCAUCCCCUACGUCAACUGUUGUGUCGAUACCAAGGACUACACCAUCAUGGCCUUUAUGGCAUGGUUGUUUGGAAUCACACUCUUUUCGGUCUUGUACGUUGCCGUCUUCAAGCUACCUCCCUUUCAUGCCAAUAAACACAUGAACGAAGACAACCAGCAAUCCAAUGAAUCCGUUGCUCUGGUCGGCAGUUGACAUUGACAACAUAUACAUGUAGUAAACACAUUGCGGUGCUGCUCAGCUAUAAAAAUAUUUGUCUUUCUUACUCACGC